UUCAGCCAAAUUCGACCGGGACCCCAAAACGGCUUUCAAUCUGAGAAUCCGAUUACGAAGAUCGCCCCAAGCUAGGCAACUCCUAUUUCAAGUCCCAAGCCAUAUAUACUGCGAGCCUGGAGUGCCAGAUGCUCAAAACAAACUUCCUCGGAGAACCCUCCUCCACCAUGACUGAGCACGCGUACCUGUCGACACCAAAGCCGGCUCCUGAAUUGCACAUACCGGUGUCGGCUUCCGUGGUAGACGUCCGCAUCGUUGACACCACUACCUAUGGACAGGCACCUGCAUCACUGAUGUUUAGUCCUACCCUCCCGGGUCACGACAUCUUCAGCUUUCCUUCCUACUCAUUUCUUGUCAGUAACACAGCUCAAGACAAGCAUGUGCUAUUUGACAUGGGCAUGCGCAAGGACUGGGAGCACACCCUCCCACCCAAAACUGUUGGCUUCAUCAAGCAGUAUAUGCCCUUUGACGUCAAGAGGAACAUCGAUGAAAUGUUGAAUGAGGAUGCUGGGAACCUUGGGAUUACUACCAAAUCUAUCUCAGCCGUCAUCUGGUCGCAUCAACAUUUUGAUCAUCGCGGGGACAUUAACGCCUUCCCUUCUUCCACCGACAUUGUGGUAGGCCCAGGUUUCAAGGCAGCAUACCUACCAGCGUAUCCAACCAACCCAGAAAGCAGCAUCCUUGAAUCCGAACUGGAACGACAUACAUUACGCGAGUUGGACAAUGCAUCUUUCACUCUUAAAAUCGGGCAAUUUCCAGCUCACGACUUUUUCGGAGAUGGCUCCUUCUAUCUCUUGUCUGCACCUGGCCAUACUGUGGGCCACCUGUGCGCCUUAGCACGAGUUUUGACCACUCCUUCGCCGUCCUUUGUUUUCAUGGGUGGCGACUGUGCUCACUAUCCUGCCAUUUUCAGGCCAACAGAAUAUCUCCCCUUGCCAAAGGAAGUUCCUGCUAUCCCAAGGUCACGCUUUGCAGUUGCACCAUGCCCCGGGUCUUGCUUUCAGGAAUAUAUUCAUCCCAAAAGGAGUGCAAAUGAACCGUUCAUUUCAGCAAAUCCCCCAGUCAAUGAGGAUCCAGAGGAGGCGAGGCGCAGUGUCUCCGCGAUGCAAGCCUUUGAUGCUAACGAGGACAUCUUGGUGUGUAUUGCCCACGACGCGGGCCUGCUGGGUAACGUCAAAUUUUAUCCACAGACCUUGAAUGAUUGGAAAGAACAGGGGACCAAACACUCUGUCCAUUGGAAUUUUUGUGGUGAUAUGGACCUCGAAAAUGCGAAGGUGUCGGUCGAAGCUGGGUCAGCGCCAUAACAUUCGUUUUAGAUUCGGAACAAGUGUAAUCAGAACGCUCCUCUUACGACCGUGGAUGCCCAACAAGAGGAUGGGCAAGAUUCAACCGAGACUAUCUCAUUCUUUGAUCAAGCAUUCGAUUGGGUUACUGGACGAGCGACCAGCCAUUUGGUGAGCUGAAUGCUUGAGAUGUCG
Messenger RNA from Exophiala xenobiotica, 1478 nucleotides. RefSeq lists its product as uncharacterized. Bases 129 to 1304 code for a protein of 391 amino acids. Lineage: Eukaryota; Fungi; Ascomycota; Eurotiomycetes; Chaetothyriales; Herpotrichiellaceae. The transcript has a single exon. The record is from RefSeq and is a predicted model, not a curated record.